Exaiptasia diaphana is the source of this 1607-nucleotide messenger RNA. Its product is annotated as maternal embryonic leucine zipper kinase. Gene Ontology annotation, cellular component: cytoplasm. The record is from RefSeq and is a predicted model, not a curated record. Lineage: Eukaryota; Metazoa; Cnidaria; Anthozoa; Actiniaria; Aiptasiidae. The transcript has 17 exons. Gene Ontology annotation, molecular function: protein serine/threonine kinase activity; tau-protein kinase activity; ATP binding. Gene Ontology annotation, biological process: protein phosphorylation; microtubule cytoskeleton organization; intracellular signal transduction. The coding region runs from base 85 to 1512 and encodes 475 amino acids.
UCAUGAUAAUUCAAGUUGUGUUUGUUGUACUCUUAGAAUAUCAAGCUUAUUGAUUUUGGUCUUGUUGCUAAACCUGAAGGAGGAAUGACAGCACAGUUGGAAACCUGUUGUGGUUCACCUGCUUACGCUGCUCCAGAGUUGGUCUCAGGUCUUCCUUACUUUGGAAAUGAGGUUGAUCUAUGGAGUAUGGGUGUGUUACUGUAUGCUCUGGUUUGUGGGUUUUUGCCCUUUGAUGAUGACAACACUUACAAGCUUUACAGACUCAUCCAAAAAGGAGAAUAUGAAAUUCCUCUGUGGCUGUCAAAAGAAACAAUUGGAAUAAUUGGCCAGUUAUUACAAGUAAACCCUCGCAAACGUUCAACCAUCAAAGACUUGUUAAAUGAUGACUGGGUGAUGAARGGKUAUGCUGCUCCAGUCAAGUGGCAAACUCAAAUAAAGAGAGAUAAGCUAGACAUUGAUGUUAUUGAAGAGAUGUCAUCGUAUUACAGUAUUUCACCUGAACGAAUGGCAAAGAAAAUUCAUGAAUGGAAGUAUGAUGCAAUCACUGCCAUGUACUUCUUGUUAAAGAAGAAGAAAAUGAAUGGCCAGCGUCCUCACUUGCUUCCAAAGUAUUCUAAAGUCCUCCAAAACUUCAAUGAAUCUAAAGAAAAUGAGCAUCCAAAUGUAAUUCCUAAAACUAUCAAUGGUCAAAGAGAAGAUGUAGAGUUUGUGCUUCCACCGCCCAAACCAGCACCAUACAGGAAUGGUAGUAGAGGUCGACGUGCAGUCCUGGGAAGUGUUGGAUCUAAUGAUGAACCUGUUCGUAAGCCAAGAGCGUCAACAAUUGCCAGCAGUGCACCAAGUUCACCGUCCAAAGCAGAUAUAGUCAUGCCACCACCAAUGGCUCCUGUUACUCCAAAGAGAAAUGAAGUAGGUUGUGAUAUACCAAUGUCCAAGUCUGAUUACCAGUUUGGUGCUAGUGGGCUUACUCCAAUUGGUCAAAGUAGUAGAGGAAUUUCACACUCACUUGACACUGACUUGGAUAAAAAGACAAAAGGCUGGCGGACGCCUUUCAAGUCUCCAUUCACACCAAGAAGACGAGUUGGAUCAGAAAGGGAUACUCCAUCGACUGCUGGCAAAUGGGGAUCGCGGGGUCUUAUGUCAAGUAUAGAAGAAGGUUUGAAUCGAGUUAUUGAUGCUAUUACUCCUAAGAAAGGAAGUUUUUCAUCUCACGGACCUCGAAAGGUCAAGGCGCUGUACAAUGUAUCCACGACAUCGACACGAAGCCCCGAGGAAGUAAUCGAGGAAAUUAAACGAGUCUUGGAGGAAGCUGACAUUCUUUAUAGACAAAAAGGUUAUUCACUACGAUGUAAAACGAUUGACAAUCGAGGCAAAGUUAUCCUUGAAUUUGAGAUGGAAGUCUGUCUUAUCCCCAAAAUGGAUCUAAUAGGUAUCAGAAGAAAGCGGAUGAAAGGAGACACUUGGGCCUACAAGAAAAUCUGUGAAAAUCUUUUAACUGCAGCUCAAAUAUAACAAAUCAAGGUGAUUCAAAAUAACGGCAAAAGUUGGUCAUGAAUUUAAUGUAGAGAAUAUAACUGACGAACACUUUUUUGAAUUCAAUUAUAAGU